Molecule: messenger RNA, 2124 nt
Organism: Adineta ricciae
Lineage: Eukaryota; Metazoa; Rotifera; Eurotatoria; Adinetida; Adinetidae
Source: the annotation of a GenBank genome assembly
AUGAUGUUUUACAUUACAAUCUUUUUUGUCUUGUGCAUACGCCUCACACAACAAGCUACUUCAUCAUUCAUAAACGUGCAAAACCGUCGUUUAACAUUGAACGGACAAGAUUAUUUGUAUGUGGGUACAAACUUUUGGUAUGGUGCUAAUCUAGGCUCGACAGGCCCCGGUGGCAAUCGGACACGCUUAUUGCGUGAACUGGAUCAUUUGCAUUCGUUAGGAGUUGAUAAUCUACGUAUACAAGCGGGUAGCGAAGGCCCCAAUACGGAACCAUGGCGUAUUGUUCCUUCGAUGCAACCUGACCCUGGUCGCUAUGAUGAGAAUGUUUUAGAAGGUCUUGAUUUUCUUUUAUACGAAAUGGGUCAACGUAACAUGCGUGCGGUCAUGUGUUUAAAUAAUUUCUGGCACUGGUCGGGAGGUUAUGCUCAAUAUAUUGUUUGGGCUGGUGGAGCAAAUUCGAUUCCUUAUCCAGGUGAUUACGAUGCAUUCGAACGGUUUUCUGCACGAUUUUACGAGUUGCCAGCAGCUGUACAAUUGUUUAAUAAUCACAUUCAAUUUAUUAUGAAGCGUACAAACAAGUAUAACAACUUGCCAUAUGUGGAAGACGCGACGAUCAUGUCAUGGGAAUUGGCAAACGAACCUCGUCGUUUAAAUCUUUCCUGGGUAAAUGCAACGGCUUGCUCGAUCAAGCAGUUAGCCCCUAAACAGCUCGUGACGACAGGUGUCGAAGGUAAUAUAUCUUCUAACAAUUUUUCAAAUGAUCAUGCAAGUCCAUGUAUUGAUUAUGCUACAUUUCAUCUAUGGGUACAAAAUUGGAAUAUUUACGAUCCGAAGAAUGCUUCUGAUACAUUUCCAUCUGCAUUAGAGUUCGCUCGAAAAUACAUCGAAUACCACGUUGCAUACAAAGAAAAGCCGGUCGUACUGGAAGAAUUUGGUAUCUCACGAGAUAAUGACGAUCAUAGUGCAACAGCACCUAUUACCAUACGCGAUAAAUACUAUCAGGCUAUUUUUCAAUGGGCUCGUGCUUAUCGCAUACCCGUGAAUUUCUGGGCGUACGGUGGCGAAGGACGACCGAGACUUCCACGUGCUAAUUGGACCCAAGGUGAUGAUUUCAUUGGUGAUCCUCCUCAUGAACCUCAAGGCUGGUAUUCUGUGUACGACACAGAUGAAAGUACAUUAGAAAUUAUCCAUCGCUUUGCUUCAAUUUUUCUCACAAUAUUACAGACAACUGAAACAAGAACGAUGAACCUAACUCAAUUGACCAUUGACCCAUCACUGAUAGUGUGGAAUAUUUCAACGAUUGUAUUAACAACUUUAGGGAUUGUAUUAGCUACUCUAUUCUUAAUAACUAUUCUAAUCGACAAAAAGUCGAAAAAAAAUCCAAUAAUGGUAUUAGUUGCUAAUUCAUGUUUAUCUUCGAUUGUAUUUGGUAUUGACAUGCUUGUUUGUUUUCUAAUUGCUCUAAAUAAUGAUCUGAAAGAAAUUCGAACUGAAGAUUCAUUGUGUAAACUUCGAGCAUACAUUGCUUAUAGUGCUUGUGGAGUAUUUGAUUAUUCAUUUUUCGUCCAAGCCUUAUAUCGAUACAACGCUAUUAUUCAUCCGAAACGUACAAACUGGCAAUCGUUACAAAAUCAGCUUGUUAUAAUCGCUUCGACAUGGAUUUUAGGUUUCCUAGUUCCUAGUGUAUUUUUAUUUACAACAGAAAUUGUCUAUAAUAUUGACAAUCAAGUUUGUCAAAUACCUCUUCGAAUAUCGACCUCAUCGAUCUAUCUUUCAUUUUGUAUCUAUCUUAUUCCAUUGUUAUUGAUUACGGGAAUGUAUUUGAAAUUAAUUCGACAUGUAAAACGUAAACGUAUCCGUAUCAUACAAACAAGAAUGUUUAUUCGUGCACAGCGAGAAUUAGAAAUUGUCAAACGUAUUCUUAUACAUGUGUUCAUCUUGAUGGGAGUUGGAUGCGUCUAUGCAAGCCUGCUGUUCAUAUCCAUCUUCCGUGAUCUACCGAAGUAUCAUUUUCGUAUAGCGUACAUUUUCGGAAGUACUUCUUUUCUUUUUGUUAUGAUCUCAAUAUUUCAAUUUAAUCCAUUACUUAAACAAUCAAUAAUAAAUAAAUUGUUACAUAAGUAA